CUCUCCAGUAAAUGUAAACAACUUGUUAUAAACGCGCAGUAGUGCGUUUUUUUCUUAUUUCGGGAGUUGUAGUGCGUAGUUUUUAAUAAAAACAGUAAAAAAUUACUCCUAGAAGUGCAUUGUGGAUAUUGACAACAGAACAACGUAGUAGCAGGCUUAAAUUAUGUUUAAAACUGUCGUUAAUCGUCUAAGUUCCCGCUCGGUAACCCAAUACAACUCGGCAAAAUCAAAUCUAUCCACAAAUUCAGCGCCUAAACCAGUGGUUGCAAGUUUUACGCUCGCCGUCAAAGAAGCUGAAAAAGUCGUUGGAUAUCCAACAUCGUUCCUGAACCUCCGCUGGCUACUAAAUGAUGAAAUAGCCAAUGUUGCUACACAUAUUAAAAAGUUGGUGCAUGUUGAGCACCCGUUGAUUGAAGCAGCGAAAGGUUUCCUCUUCAAAAAUGACAUUCCUACUUGGGGGCUGAUUGUUUUACUAGUUGCAAAGUGUGGAGGCUUGAAUAACACGCAAAAUGUGAUAGAUAUUGACCGCACCGCAGGAAUUUUGCAUAGUCAACGAAUUCUCGCGGAUGUAGCCGAAAUGAUCCGAACCAGUAUCCUCGUACAUCGCGGUCUUCUCAACCCCAACGACGCAUUGAGCGAACACCACGAUUUAUACUUCGGAAAUAAACUCGCGCUUUUAUGCGGCGAUUACAUCCUGAGUAAAUGCUUCAAUGACCUAGCCAAUAUAAAAAACCACGAUGUAAAUGACCUAAUCUCAUCCACGCUACGUGACAUGACCGAAAAUGAAUUUCUGGGCCAAAGAGACGUUCAAAACUUCCCGAUUCCAAGCAAACCACUCGCAGAGCAAACAAAACACAUCAACCUCAUCAACCAGCACGAUAUGGGACCUUAUAAAGUCCAAGAAAUCCUAGGUCAUUGUAAACCAGAAUGGUUUUUGAGAAAUAUACUGGGUGGUGCAAAUCUACUCGGUAAAUCAUGUCAGGCUGUUUGUAUCUUAACCAAUCAGGAUACAAAAUUACAAGAGAGCGCGUUUUUAUUGGGUAAAUACAUGGGACUAGCGUGGCAGAUCAAAAUUGAAGUGGAAAUGUUCACACGGAUGGAUUUCGGAAGUUAUUUUUUGGUAAGCGCACCAGUUAUGUGGUGUCUCAGCAGUCAUCCCGAAUUAUAUGAAGAAAUCGCUAAAGGAUUAAUGAAUAUCGAUAAUUGUGAUUUUGAUAAAAUUCAUGAAUUCAUCAGCCGGACAAAUGCCAUUGAAGAAUGUCGAUGUGUACAGGGUGAUUUGAUAAAAGAUUGUUUUACAUUCCUAGAUGCAUUUGAUGAGUCUCCAGCGAAACAAUCACUGUGGGAUUUAUUAGAGUCAUUAAAAUUUUAAGUUGUUAUGUAAUUUGUGAUUUGAUAAAUAAAUACAUCAUGCAACAGUGGUCAAAACAA
This is a messenger RNA of Dalotia coriaria, 1431 nucleotides long. Its product is annotated as all trans-polyprenyl-diphosphate synthase PDSS2-like. The record is from RefSeq and is a predicted model, not a curated record. Gene Ontology annotation, cellular component: transferase complex; mitochondrion. Lineage: Eukaryota; Metazoa; Arthropoda; Insecta; Coleoptera; Staphylinidae. The transcript is spliced from 3 exons. Gene Ontology annotation, molecular function: prenyltransferase activity. Bases 164 to 1372 code for a protein of 402 amino acids. Gene Ontology annotation, biological process: ubiquinone biosynthetic process; isoprenoid biosynthetic process.